Molecule: messenger RNA, 2125 nt
Organism: Nerophis ophidion (straightnose pipefish)
Lineage: Eukaryota; Metazoa; Chordata; Actinopteri; Syngnathiformes; Syngnathidae
Gene: etfdh
Product: electron transfer flavoprotein dehydrogenase
Exons: 13
Coding region: 15-1886 (623 amino acids)
Biological process (GO): electron transport chain
Cellular component (GO): mitochondrial inner membrane
Molecular function (GO): electron-transferring-flavoprotein dehydrogenase activity; iron-sulfur cluster binding
Source: RefSeq, a predicted model, not a curated record
ACUUGAAGAAGAGCAUGUUUCCAGCUAGCAGAUACAGCAGUAAAGCCCACAGGUGUAUCAGGGUGCUGAAGUCAGUCCAAGGAGAGCAUGCUUCACCUCAGCAUUACACCGCCGUGCACAACAGACCGAGCAGCUCCUCUGUGUCUGCGCCUCGCAUCACAACACACUACACCAUCCAUCCCCGGGACAAAGACCCAAGAUGGGAAGGCGUGGAAAUGGAGAGGUUCGCCGACGAGGCGGACGUGGUCAUAGUGGGCGGGGGUCCCGCGGGUCUUUCGGCGGCUAUUCGUCUGAAGCAGCUGGCCGCGGAACAGGAGAAGGAGCUGCGAGUGUGCCUGGUGGAGAAGGCCUCUCAGAUAGGGGCGCACACGCUGUCGGGCGCCUGCCUGGAGCCCAGUGCGCUUCACGAACUCUUCCCCGACUGGAAGGAACGAGGGGCCCCUCUUAACACGUCAGUGACCGAGGAUAUUUUCAACAUCUUGACAGAGAAGCACAGGAUUCCGGUCCCCAUGUUGCCAGGUCUGCCCAUGAGGAACCACGGCAACUACAUCGUGAGGCUAGGCAACUUUGUGCGCUGGCUGGGCGAGCAGGCCGAGGAGCUGGGGGUGGAGUUGUAUCCCGGCUACGCUGCUUCUGAGGUUUUGUUCCAUGAGGACGGGAGUGUCAAAGGAAUUGCCACCAACGACGUAGGCAUCGCCAAGGAUGGCUCACCCAAGGACGUGUUUGAGAGGGGCAUGGAGCUCCACGCUAAAGUCACCUUGUUUGGAGAAGGCUGUCACGGACAUUUGGCCAAGCAGCUCUACAAGCAGUUCAACUUGCGUGAGAACUGCGAUCCGCAGACGUACGCCAUCGGCCUGAAGGAGUUGUGGACCAUUGAUGAGAAGAAGUGGCGACCCGGCCGAGUGGAGCACUCAGUGGGCUGGCCUCUCAACAGGAACACGUACGGGGGGUCCUUCCUCUACCAUCUCAAUGAAGGAGAACCUCUGGUGGCCCUGGGCUUUGUGGUGGGUCUAGACUACACCAACCCUUACCUGAGCCCCUUCCGAGAGUUCCAGCGUUGGAAGCACCAUCCUUUUGUGGCCCCCACUUUGGAGGGAGGCAGCAGGAUCGCUUAUGGCGCCCGCGCUUUAAACGAGGGCGGCUUCCAGUCCGUCCCCAAGCUGACGUUCCCUGGAGGCCUGCUGAUCGGCUGCAGCCCAGGCUUCAUGAACGUCCCCAAGAUCAAAGGCACCCACACGGCCAUGAAGAGCGGCAUGCUGGCCGCCGAGGCCAUCUUCCCCAAAGUGACGGCGGAGAGUGUCCAGUCGGAGACGGCGGGGCUCCAUGUUCCCGAGUACUCGGAGGCCUUGAAGGCGUCGUGGGUGUGGAAGGAGCUCAAUGCAGUGAGGAACAUCAGACCAUCCUUCCACAACUACUUUGGCCUGUACGGUGGCAUGGUCUACACGGGCAUCUUCUACUGGAUCCUCCGAGGGAAAGAGCCCUGGACGCUCAAACACUGCGGCCGAGAUGCCGACCAGCUUAAGCCGGCUAAAGAAUGCACGCCCAUCGAGUACCCCAAGCCCGACGGCAAGAUAAGCUUCGACUUGCUGUCCUCGGUGGCGCUGAGCGGCACCAACCAUGAGGGCGACCAGCCCGCCCACCUCACACUCAAGGACGACAACGUGCCCGUGGACAGGAACCUGGCCAUCUACGGCGGGCCUGAACAACACUUCUGUCCCGCAGGUGUUUACGAGUACGUUCCCGCGGAAACGGGCGAGGGCAUGCGUCUGCAGAUCAAUGCUCAGAACUGUGUGCACUGCAAGACGUGCGACAUCAAAGACCCCAGCCAGAACAUCAACUGGGUGGUGCCGGAAGGUGGAGGCGGACCAGCUUACAAUGGAAUGUAAAUAUUUAUCUUUCUCCACCACAUACACUUGAAAGAUGACUGUCAAGUAGCAAGUAACAAGCCUGCUGGAGUAAUAUCAUUUGCAUUAAAGAGUGUAUUUCUUAAAAUAUUAUGUGACGGAAAUGACAACUUUUUGCUGCCAAACCAAGAAAGCUGGUAUUGAAUUUGUAAUUAGCAUACAGUGGCCUUUGUUGUGGUUUUAAUCAACACUGCAAUAAAAAUACCUCUUUGAAGACACAA